This is a messenger RNA of Fusarium poae, 1308 nucleotides long. RefSeq lists its product as uncharacterized. The transcript has 2 exons. The record is from RefSeq and is a predicted model, not a curated record. NCBI's taxonomy places the organism in Eukaryota, Fungi, Ascomycota, Sordariomycetes, Hypocreales, Nectriaceae. Bases 1 to 1308 code for a protein of 435 amino acids.
AUGAACAGAUGUACAAAUGCUUGUGUCGGUCAGCUCCGGAGCUUACGACUAACGAUCGACGGCCAAAAACGAUGGGUUUCCUACGAUAGAUCAAAACUUUCUCGAGAACAAAUUCUUAGGCAAAUACAAGCGGAAAUCACGAGAAUAGAAAACCGGGACAAUCCAAUAAACCUGGAGAAAAAGACAAUCGAGACGGAAGCAGGGGAAUUGCCACUAUCCCCAAUUCUUGAUGCGGAAUGGGUCGCUUCAAGGAGACGAUUUCGCAAACCAAAGGCGGGGAUAGUAUCAGGACAAUUUCGCAAGCACCUUUCAAAUAACCCAUACGCCGAGGCAUUGAUGACCCCGAUGAGAUGGUGUAAGAAUACGAAUGCAAUUCUACCUAGACAUUUCUUGCAGGACUUCGAGCUAGUCAAGCAUCCGGAUUCCACUCAAACGGAAGUGUGGUAUGCUCCAGGCCCACUGGCCUUCGUGAACGUUAUGCCAUGGAGUCUUCAGAGACCGGGGGAGGAUAAAGAGAGCAACGCCAAUGCACAAAUACAAGAAAUGGGGGUUGAGAAACAUGAGGCCCCUGAUACAACAUCGCAAAGAGAGACAUCCACCAAUAGCGAGGAGACCUCACAAGAGAAAGAAACAGAAAAAGUCGAGGAUGAUAUCUUGGAAGGACAGGAAAAAGACAGUCUUGAUGGGGAAAUCAGAGAAGAUUCCCAUCGGCCCGCACGUUUCGUCAUCUACACUCUCUCACGAAAAAGCUUGAUCGAUAUUAUUGCAAUUACCAAAUCAUUGCAAGCUAAGAUGACAGCUCAACGCAAUGGUAUGGGAGCACACGGCAUCCCUCCUGUUGGAAAAAGAAUCUUCCGACCUGAUAUGGGCGACUUGUUGCUCAAGAUGAUGCGACGCCAAGCCGUCGACGCUCUCAUCGCACGAAGCUCAAGUAAGCGCGACGGAAAGGACCCCUAUAAAUUCAUCAUGCCGGUUGAGAGUUGGGAAGAAGCAGCACAAUCUGUUGCUGGUGGGGCUGUGCUCUACAUACCAACAGAACCAACAGAAGACAUGAAUAAUUACGCCACUCUUGAUGUGCAGAAUGCCAAUUACGGUGGGAAGGUCGCAGUGCACGACUUGGUAUUUCUACUUGGCGAGUCAGAGGUUGAGCGAUUGAGGACGGAGGCGAAAGAGUUUCAGGGCCAGGAACUGUUGAUAUUGAAGAACCACAGGAGUGAAAGCAUGCGAAGCUUGUUUCUGCUCCUUUGGAGACUACAAGGAUAUUUGGCAGAGCCGCAGGCAGAGCUCAUUGAGCCAAGGCAAUAUUAG